CAAACCGGUGCAGGGAAUAUUAAAGCUUUUUCAGCCUUAAUCAGACGAGGCGUCAGCUACUUUAAUUGUCACGGACCUAUCCGUGACAAAUUUAAGUAUAAAUAUGUGCUUAGAGUCCCAUUUUUUCGGUGCGAAAAAAUGGCUAAUCCAGAACCAGAUGUGUGGAAGUUUAUCAGUAGAAGUGUACAAAGAUUAAAACAAGUUACACAGUUGAUGAAGCCUCGAAAUGCAGAAGCAGUUCAAAGCAUCCGUGAGCUGAUGAGUAGACCGCUUGAAAGCUUUGGCGAUAUUAUAGACUAUGAAUCGGACUCAUACAACGUUUCACGAGGGAAAAACUUGCG
Molecule: messenger RNA, 341 nt
Organism: Cuscuta europaea
Lineage: Eukaryota; Viridiplantae; Streptophyta; Magnoliopsida; Solanales; Convolvulaceae
Source: the annotation of a GenBank genome assembly